Molecule: messenger RNA, 1565 nt
Organism: Drosophila teissieri
Lineage: Eukaryota; Metazoa; Arthropoda; Insecta; Diptera; Drosophilidae
Product: GATA zinc finger domain-containing protein 1
Exons: 2
Coding region: 116-1360 (414 amino acids)
Biological process (GO): chromatin organization
Cellular component (GO): nucleus
Source: RefSeq, a predicted model, not a curated record
UCUGGCAUAACAAAAACAUUCUACACACUACGUUGUUUUCCAUUGCCUCACAUUUAAUGUUUUGAAAUCGCUGUUAUCUGAAUAAGGGGCUCACCGACCGGCCCACGGAUUAGCCAUGUCCACCGAAGCCGACCUGCUGCCCAGCGGGCGCAGCAAAUGCGUUAGUCCCGCGACCAAGGAGUCAACUGCCGACACUGGCCUCCAAGUGGACGCCGCCGGAGAUUUGGCUUUGGCUUCUCAAAAUUCCAUUCCUCCAGCUUCCGCCUACACCUGCGAUCCGCAGAAGGGCUCUAUGGACAUGGACAUAGACAACGAUCUUACCACCAACGAGCGGAUGCCGACGGUGGCCGAGCUGGAGCAGCCGAUUGAGUCCAAAACGAAGCCACCGGAGGAAAAGGCGGUGAAGGAGGAGCAGGAGGAAGUGCAGGAGCAGAAGUCACUGGGAGUCUGCGCCGUCCAGCCGCCCAGCUCUCCGACAGCCAUCAAAAUCGAAGGGGAAGACAAGCCAGUGAAGACGCCAUCGCAGCCGCAGGUUCAGGAGGAAGUCGCUCCCAGUUCGCCGGAGACAGCGACGAAUCUCAACCAGAGACCUGCGGGCAAGAUCACCCGUAGCAGUCUGAAUGGCACAGGUAAUCAGGCGCCCACACGGACCCCAGCGAUAAUAAAGCGCCUGCGGAAGAGCACGCGCUUCAAGGCCAAGCAAACGGGCAAGGGCAAUCCCGGAAGCGGCAAUGCCCAGUCAAAUGGCCACAACAGUGGCCCGAAUGGCUCCAUCGGCAGCUCCGUACACCUCGCGGGCGCCGGUGCCCACCCCAGUAAUAGCAACAAGCAUGGCAAGUCCGGUCCAGCGGGUCCAGGCGGCGCCACUGGAGCCCGGAAUCGUCGCGCUCUCUUCAAGAGGCCGGCACAAAAGACGCCCAAGGUGCAGGCGAGCACCAGGUUCGUGAGAAGCGUUUUCUACAAAGGCAGCUACAUGCAGAUCGGGGACAUCGUUAGCAUUGUGGAUGGGGAGCAGAAUCUGUACUACGCCCAGAUACGCGGCUUGCUUGUGGACGCCUAUUGCGAGAAGUCCGCCUUUCUCACCUGGCUGAUACCCACGCAGGACAGUCCGGAUCCCCAGGAGGGGUUCGAUCCCGCCACCUAUCUGAUUGGACCCGACGAGGAGCUGUCCCGAAAGCUCUGCUACCUGGAGUUCGUGAUGCAUGCUCCCAGCAACUACUACUUCGAUCGGAGCACUCCGUUUCCCCUGCCGGACGUGGAUGAGUACGCUGCCCAGCGAUCGGGCGGCUACAUCUGGACGCGGCUGCCGAUGGUGAAGCGGGAAAAGGGGAGUGGCCACAAAGCGGGCGGCGCCUCCUAGCAGAAAAGGUGGCCCAAGGGCAAGAAGGGCGGAGCCUUGAAUUUAAAUAAUUUAAUUUAUUGCAACUUUUACUGUUCGUAAACAGGCUGAUUUGUCGUCUGCUAGCCGACUAAGAAACAAUUCGGAAAGUGCUUGGUGUACUGUAAUCCCAACUGAACUUAAACCAGCAAUCAAUAAAGAAAAUCAAUUUUUGUAAUUAUGGAUA